Molecule: messenger RNA, 2096 nt
Organism: Xiphias gladius (swordfish)
Lineage: Eukaryota; Metazoa; Chordata; Actinopteri; Istiophoriformes; Xiphiidae
Gene: clu
Product: clusterin
Exons: 10
Coding region: 129-1517 (462 amino acids)
Source: RefSeq, a predicted model, not a curated record
CCGUUAUCCCCCCCGCUAUAAAUACCAGCAGCAGCGAGACGGAAGCAGCUUCAGACAGUCUGGAGUCUCAGGAAACAAGCAGAGUUUGUUCUCAUCGUUGCCCGCGAGCCCCGUGAGAGUCGGAGAGGAUGUUAAUGAUGAUGAUGAUGAUGAUGAAGAAGGGCUCCAAGCCUCUGGCUGCGGUGGCUCUCCUCCUGGCCUCGGCCAACUGUAUCCUCCCGCCGUCGAAAGAGGAUCUUACCCAGCUCUCCCUUCAGGGAGAGAAGUAUCUGGAUAAACAGAUUGAAAACGCCAUUAACGGAGUGAAGGAGAUGAAGGGUGUGAUGCAGAAGUCUUCAGUGGACCACAUGAAGUUUUUGGAUGCCCUGGAGAAGACCAAGCAGCAGAAAGAUGAAGCGAUGCGUGCGGCUCAGGAGAUGGAGGCCAAGCUGGAGCAGGAGGAGGAGGUUUGCAACGAGACCAUGAAGGCUCUGUGGGAGGAGUGCAAGCCCUGUCUGAAGAACACCUGCGUUAAAUACUACUCCAGGACAUGCAGCAGUGGAUCAGGACUGGUGGGACGCCAGCUGGAGGAGGUGCUGAACCGAACGUCCCCCUUCUCCAUCUGGAUCAACGGCGAGAAACUGGACGUCCUGGAGCAGGAGGGACAGCGACAGAACACGGAGUUCAAGAACCUGGAGGAGAAAUACACCGAGAUGGCCGAUGGCGUGGACAGCAUAUUUUCGGAUAGUAUGAAGGUGGCUGAUCAUGUCCACUACGACCCUCCGGUCUUCUUUCUUCCCGGUUUAUUGGGACCCUACACGCACCGGAGCAGAGGCAUUCGCUCCCUUUUCCACGACCCUUUCCACGGCUUCCAGAGUUUGUUUUCCCCCAUGAUGGGAAUGGGCAGGAACUUCUUUGGAUCUAUGGGCUCCAUGAUGGACGUAGACGCUGACACUCUUCCCAGUGAGGACGGCAGCGUGGACGAGGACGUGGUGAUCACCAAACCGUUUGGCAACGGCAGGAUGACCUGCAGAGAGAUUCGCCGAAACUCCGCCGGCUGCCUCAAGUUCCGCGGGGAGUGUCAGAAGUGCAAAGACAUCCAGCAUGUCGACUGCUCCGGGAAGAAACCCCUGGAGGGCCCCCUGAAGGAGGAGCUGGAGGAGGCUCUGGUGAUGGCCGAGCGCUUCACUCAGCAGUACAACGCCCUCCUGAGGAGGUUCGAGGAGCAGAUGUUCAACACUUCCUCCGUCCUGGACCUGUUCAACAGGCAGUUCGGCUGGGUGUCGUCUCUGGCAAACAGCACUAGCAGCAAGGACGGCAUCUUCCGCCUUCAGACGGUGAUCUGCAGGGACACGGAGGAGAAGCCAGGCGAGGAGAAGCAGCCCGGAGAAACAAACGUGUCCGUGCAACUCUUCGACUCUCCUCCCAUGAACUUCAGCGUGCCGGGCGACAUCCCCUGGACCGACCCCAAGUUCUCCGAGGUGGUGGCCCAGGAGGCCCUGGACCGCUACAAGGGAACCACCGUUGUGGUCAAGUAAAGGCACGGUUGGAUUUAAGCCCCGGCCUUCGCUGUCUGCUGACAAGAGAAUGUUCUGGAUUCAUCAGAACAUACCUGCAACCCUGAUGACAAACACAACCCCCACCCCACCCCUCAUCCUCCCCAUGUCUUGUUUUUGCAAAUGACACAGUUUAACAUCAGAGAUUUAUAUUGUUACAUUAGAGCUCUUUAUCCUGCUGUAAGAGAAGAUGUUUAGUAGUUAACUGGCCUGACCCGUGUCUGUUGUGACUCCAACAUAGGGCCUCAUCGUGUGUGAGCUGGGCUUUUGCAAGAACAGGCCGUAGCACUUAAAUGGUUUACGCUAGUUUCCGUUCAAAAGCCAAAACCGAUGUAAUCGACUGGGGUGAACGGUUUAUUCCCUGAAUCAAGCCUGUCUAACACAUGUAGAUUAAAUGGAUGUUUUCUCCGGUUCGGUUCAGUAAAACAAAGAAUUGAUUUGUUUGCAAAUGAACGUGCAAAAAUGAUCAUGAUAAUAAUUCAGGAUUGCUUUGAGCCUCUCUGUAAAACAGCAUAGAAGUGAAGCUACACAUAGAGAUUUAAUAAAACCUGCUCAAACCUA